Messenger RNA from Oikopleura dioica, 657 nucleotides. The record is from the annotation of a GenBank genome assembly. NCBI's taxonomy places the organism in Eukaryota, Metazoa, Chordata, Appendicularia, Copelata, Oikopleuridae.
AUGACAUUUUUCUAUUUUAUCAACUGUUGCGCCCUUACCUACGGUCCAUACGCCCUAAUUUACAAGAACUCGGUUCUUUCCGAAUACCAGCCUUACAGGAAAUGCCUCUCUGUCGCGUCAAUGUAUAUGAUGACAGUGAUGCUUCGGAUGUUUUUACUGGGAACGAUAGUGCCAAUAAUCGGCCUUGAUGGAACAGCCAGAGAUGUUGUCCAACCCCUUGUUAGCAUCAUUGACAUUGUUGGAAUAUACUAUGCACUUGCUCGAACUGGCGGCCGUCCUGAAAUCAAGAUCUUAUCAGUCCUUGUCGGCUGGGGUUUGACUGACGCUCUUCUAUCGACACUCUUGGUUUAUUGGUCUGGCGCGAGAAAACACGAGUUUUCAUGGGAGUUUGUCGAAAUGGCAGUUGGCUACAAUGUUGAGCUUGUUCAACUAGCAGCUACUGUUACACUUGUUUGGCUCUGGACUCGAACUGACCUUAAUCAGUCCGCUGUUCCUGUGAUUUCAACUGUUCUUCUCAUUUCCCUUUUGAAAAGUUUUAUCUCAAAGUUGGUCGUCGCCGGCGGAAUAAUGACUUGCGGACUCGCAGCUAAUGCUAUCAUCACCGCUGGAGUAGCGACAGUUGCUCUUUCCCUGUUUCUUUCGCUUACUGCCGAGUGA